UUGUCUGCGCGAGGUGUGAGGAAGGGGAGUAGAGUGAAGUAGUCAACAACUGCGGACAAUGAUAUAAGAAAGUAUUCAUUCUUAGUUUUAUUUUCCGUGUGUCUAAAAACCAGGCAUUAGUAAAAUGGUGCGAUCUCAUUUCCCUGGCAAACCAAGAUCUGGACAUCGCAAGCUGAUAAGCGCGUCAUCAUGUGCUGGUGGAUCAAAUGAAGCAUCCCUUGUGGCCGAAAAUAUUUACCAUGGUCUGUCAGCUUUCAACGCUACCUUCGGUCAUGAAAAUGAACAAUUAUCAACGUUCCAUGGAUUCAGUCCACACCAAGUGUCAGAUGCCAAAAAAGCCGCAGAAGCAAGCUAUAAACAUGUAGAGAAAGAGUGCGAAGCUCGAGGUGUGAUAUUCAACCCUUUUUUACCAAGCAACAAGUUUUUGAAACGUUACCAAACUGCAACAGGAUGUGGGGCAGAAAUUAAUUGUAAUAUGUGUCCUCUAGAGGAUAAGGAAAAUACUGAGAAAUUGAAUUGUGAUACUGAUUGUAGUGAUAUAAUGUCUAAUGGUCCUAUGACAAGUAACCGUAUGUCCAACAGUAGAUCGAACAAAAAAAUUCUAAGGGAAAAUUUGGAAAGUCCCGAUAUCUCCAUGGACAGCUUUUCCAGUGAUUCAGAUAUGUGUUCGUCCAAGGGGAAAUUGAAUAAUGCAAAUUCAAGAAAGUUUGUCUUGCCAUGCCGUAGUAUUCAUUCAUCCCGUGUCAUCAAACCGAACAAGAGAUUUAUGGAUUCAGCAAUUGAUGAUUCCGAAACAGCAUCUGUUUCCUCUGAAACCGGUGAAAACCAACCUUUGCAGUCAAGUAAUUUUGUACCAUUGAAAAAACCCAAACUAAUUUUUGAUGAAAACAAAGGUAGAGAUGUUUGUUGGAAAAUAGAUGCAUCAGAUGCCACAAAUAGCUCAUUAACAUCCACUCCAAGCACCUCAAGGUCACCUCUGAGCAAAGGAAUACUUCGAGAGGCCAUUUUGAAUAUUGAGCUGUCACCAAUUAAAACGGAGGGAUUAAAGUCUUCGAAUAGAGCAAAAGCAAACACUAUUGUUUGUGGAGUUUGUGGAGCUGUGCGGUUUUACAAAUUCAAGAAACAAACUCGCAAAUUUGGUGUCAUCAGUUGUGAAUCUUGCCGCAAAUUCAUUAGCAAAAUGGUCAACUUGCUCCCUACUAAAAACGCUGCCUCUUACAACGGUGGUGUUCUGGAGUGUCACAAUCAAAAAGGUCGUAUUGGAUGCUGUGAUAACCCAUCUAUUCUAAGGAACAAGGAAUGGAACUUCAAAAAUGUUAAGUUGGUAAAUAAUCAAAGAUGUCCGGCUUGCUGGCUCAACACUUGCAUUCGAAAGUAUAACAUCCCAAUAGAUAAAAGGAUAGGUUUGUCAAAAAUGGUUCCUCAAGAAAUGAGAAUCCCCGAAUUUUGUGAAGAAGCGACACUUUCAUCUCAUGAAAUCGACUAUUCCCAGCAACAAAGUGAUUCUGGUGUGACCAGAUGGCGCAGGACACAUGAUAAACUUAGUAAGCUUCGAAAAAAAAGGCAUAAAAAUGCGAUCAACUCCAUUUCUAACAUGGCUAGAUUUAUAUCAGCAGUUAAAAACCGUGAUCAAAGUAAUGAAACUCGACAAAAGAAAAUGGAGAUAGAAAGCCGAAUGAGGGUAGCCAAAAAUCUAAGGAAAAGAACGUCAACUUCUCUUCGAUCAAAAUGUACCGAUACAACUGUGCAGAAAUUAAAAAAAAAUACCAAAGAUUUAAGUAAGAAAAAUAAAAUAAAAAAGUUGAAAAAAUUAAUUAGAAGGAAUAUUGAAAAAAGAGUGGACAAUAGAGGAGUGAAUAAGGCUUCAAUAGAAGAGAGAAGAGAUAAAUAUUUUAUGAAAGGACCUCGUGUCAAGCACGUUUGCCGAAGUGCGUCAAUUGUGCUCGGCCAACCUAUGGCAACGUUCCCUAUCUCAAGUACAACAGUGUCAAAUAACAACUCUCCUAAAAGUAAAGAGAAAGAGAAUCCUCAGUCUUCAGAAACUCCACGUGCAGAAACUCCGGAACCAAGAAUAAAAGAAAGUACCCCUGUAUCAGCUAUCAGUACUUCAGAUCCUAAUGACUCAGAUGAAAUUUUUGAAGCUCCAACCAUCAAAAUAAGGGAUGUUUCGCAGAAGUCAACGGAUUCUGCUGAAAGACCUUUUGAAGAGAUACCUUUGGCCAGAACAUUGCAAGAUUUAGGAAAGCAACAAGAAGAGGAGGCAGAAAACCAAACAAUAUCGGUUGAUUUUUGGGAAAACUAUGAUCCAGAGGAAGUCUGCAAAACUGGUUUCGCACUGAUCGCAUCAGAGCCUAUUCAUGUCCCAGCCUUGUGUUUUCUGUGUGGAAGUGCUGGGGUCGAUAGGCUCGUUCAUUGCGUCAGCUGUUGUGAAGCAUACCAUCAGUAUUGUGUAGAAAUGAAUAUGCACCCGUCUAAAUUAUCUCUCGAUCGCAACUGGUGGCGUGUGGAUUGGAUUUGUCCCAAAUGCACUUUUUGCACUGUUUGCAAUGACCCUGCACCUCAACUCUGUUGUCAACGGUGUCUAAAGUCUUACCACUCUAAUUGUCUCUCUCCAAAUCGUCAAAGACCGCACCUAACAGAUAAAACUUGGGUGUGUCCAUCUUGUCUUCGUUGCAAGAGCUGCAAUCAGACUAAUGUCAGUAAAUUCAUCGGGAACCUUCCUCUCUGCUCACCUUGUUUCAAACUCCGACAAAAAGGAAAUUUUUGUCCCUUGUGUCAAAGAUGUUAUGAGGACGACGAUUACGACUCAAAGAUGAUGGAGUGCGGAAAAUGUAAAUCCUGGGUCCACGCCAAGUGUGAAGGCUUAUCCAAUGAAAAGUAUCAAGUCCUUAGUUAUUUGCCAGAAUCGGUCGAGUACAUUUGUCGAGUUUGCUGUGAUAUUCCUCCAGCUUCUUGGUGGCUUGCCGUAGAAGAAGAGUUGAAAACUGGUUACCUAAACGUCUUGAAAUGCUUGAGUAAAAAUAAGAAAGCUUGUGAUAUUUUGAAAUGGAGUCCAAAAAAACGAACAGCAGAUUGCGUUUGCCGGAGCAAUGUGAGAGUCAAGCCUCUGCGAUUUUCUGACUCUCAGCCUAGCGGAUCGAAAACGAUUCAUGAUAGUGAUAAUAAGUGCCUUAGUAAAGAUAGCUUGUGUGAUAUAAAACAAAAUGAAUUGGCCUCCAAUUUAAGUGAUAGUGACAUGAAUGAAAGUGACAUCAACCUCAAUAAAACUAGCGGCAGCAGUACUUUGAAUGCAUCAAAUCUUCUGCAUGUGAGUGUUGAAAACAACGACUGUCAGGGAAAUUUUUAUGGCACCAACUCAGACAAAACAGAACAAUUUUCUCCUCACGCUACCCAGAGUGACUCUGGAAUAGGAAGCACUGAUGAUGAAUUGAAAGCAACCUCCAGUAUUGACGGUGAAAGCAACCUAGAUGAACGCUCUUUUAGUAGUGGUCAGUGUUAUUGCUCUGGAUUAGAAACUUGGACUAAAGCAGCUCCGACUCUCCUUUCAAUCAAAAAGAAGGUCAGUGGGAAUGAGUAUUCCUCCUUGCUUCAAUUCCAUGAUGAUGUCGAAUCUGUCAUCAACAGCAUCGUUGAAAGCGAAGACUUGACACAAGUUUACCAUCAAACUAUGGCAGAAGUAUUUCCCUGGUUCGAUCCACAAGAGUCCAAAGUAUUUGACGCAAGCUGUGCAACCUCAAGCUGUGAUGUUAGCAUGGAUGAUAAUCUGGAAUUAGAAACAAAUGACAUCGCCGAUGACUUAAAAAAUGAGAUGGAUGAAAACAUCACAUGUUUGCUUGGCUAUGAAAAGGACUAUUACUAUCUUGGAAAGGAGGAAAAAGACGAGCGAAUUUGCGCUCUCUGUAAAGGCGUUAGUGAGGGGCCAAUGUUUGAGGAAGGUCGGCUUUUGUAUUGUGGUCAUAAUGACUGGAUCCAUUCUAAUUGUGCCUUGUGGUCCUCUGAAGUUUUUGAAGAGAUUGAUGGUUCCUUACAGAAUGUUCACAGUGCCAUAUCUAGAGGGAAGAUGAUACGUUGUUCUAAGUGUGCCAAGAAAGGUGCAACGGUAGGCUGUUGCACUCGUAAUUGCACAGAGACGUAUCAUUUUCCUUGCGCCCGUGAAGCAAGCUGCACAUUCUUAGAGAGCAAAACGAUACGAUGUCAAACUCACGCAGCAGGAAACUUUGAAGACAAAAUAUUAACCCGUCAAGAGGAGUUCCACAUCUCCAGGCCUGUUUAUGUAGAGUUGGAGAGAAAGAAGAAAAGGUUUCUCGAUUACCGAGCAGUGAAGUUGGUGGUUGGCUCAUUGCACAUUCAUAGCCUGGGCAAGUUUGAACCUCAAGUUUCAGAUACAUCUUUUGCCAUCAUACCUAUCGAAUUCAGCUGCUCAAGGUUGUUUUGGUCAUCCUCUGAGCCAUGGAAAGUAAUUCCGUAUCACAUCAAAACAAUUUUGAUCGAUGCUAAUUGUGAAUACGAUGCUGAUUUAGACAUGAACUACACUGUUGAUCACUCGGUUGUCAAUGAAAGUAUUGAAGAAAUUAAUCUAGCUGUAUGUGAGGUUGUCUCGUUUUUGUGCGAUUCCGUUCAGUUCAAAGAAGAAGAGAGUGAAGGACAGUCUAAUGUAAGCGACUUACUCUCAGAACAGGAUACUAUUUUUGAGGAUUUGCCGAAUGAAUUUUUUGAUGGAGUUUUCAAGGACAUAUCCAUGAAAAUGAUGUCGAUCGAAGAUCUAGUCGCAGCAGGCGACAAAGAUGACUCAAAUCCAUCUGAUUCGGAUGGCAACAACAUGAUGGAAAUAGGUGAAGAUGAUAGCCAGAAUUGUCCAGCUGAUUUACCCUUGAAACGUAAUUUUGAUUUCUCCUUAUCAAGUAGGUUUCCAAAAAUCGAUUCCAUCACGCAAACUGAAUCCGCAGAAAGUAUCUGCUCCUCGAAGAAUGUUUUUUGCAAAGGUCUAUCUUUAGAAAAAGGGGAGGAUGCUGUGCUCCAUGUGAAAAUUCAAGAAGAGUAUAAUGAAACUAAUGACAACUCAGCUUAUUAUUUAAAAGAAUCAAACUUGAAUUCGUUACGAUUACUACAAGUAGAUGGCGUGGUUGAUUGCUCUAGUUGCAGUGAUACGAGUUCAAAUAGUGAUGAGUCAGAAUCAUUUUGGCCCGAAGAAGAAAAUCAAAUGACCAAGAAAAAUUACAUUGAGGAAGCAAGGCUACAAAAUGAAUCACCUACUUAUGAAAUUCCUCAGUUAGAUGGAAGCAUUGAAAUAUCAGAUGAAACUGAAGAAAAUCCAGUGAAAUGUAGCCGCUGUCGUCGCACUUACAGGACAGAUGUCAGUUACCAACGACAUUUGUCCAGUUGUAAUGCAGAAUAUAUGUCCUCAUCAGGGGAAAGUGAUAAUGAAGAUGAAACCAAAUGUAAUUCAAUUCACAAUCGAUCAACAGAAACGAGUAAUUCUGACAUUGGAGAUUCCCUUCAUGUCUCUGAAAUAAAUCUUGUCGAUGAUGUAACCGUAACAAUGCAGAAUUCGAGUAGUAUCAACAUGGUAUCAGACAACAAAAAUCUUGGGAACAAUUUUGAAUUUACCAGCUCGGGCAAUAGCGCUAUCUCCAUUGAUCAAACUGAAAGUUUGCCAAGUAUUGAUUCAAAGAAAGUGAAUCCUACCAAUACAUUUUGUGCUUCCAUUACUGUAAGCAAAGCUGCUUUUCUAUCUGGUGUUACGUCCUCUGGAGGUCCACAGUAUGUUAAUUCCAUUAAUGGCAAAGGACGACCAUUGAAGACUUCUUUCAUGGUAGGAAAAUCAGAACCUCUCCCUCCACCUGCACAGUUUGGUAAUCCUAUCAUGUAUCAACAAACUCCGACAAUAAUGGACCAACCACAAUACACUGGAGCAUCAGUCACAACCCCCACUUUCAUACUGCAGCAAGUGCCACAACAAAUGGCGUCAGCCAGCAUCAAUAUUUCAUCAUUCGUGCAACCUGUAAAUUCAACUCCGAAUGUCCAAUACAUUGCUGCUGUUGAGUCUUCCAAUCAGCCCCAAUUUAUCGCAACGCCAGACCCCAUGAAUCCUGGAUCGUUCCGAAUACAGCAAUCAUCCCUAAUCUCACCGAUCGUUCCACAAGUUGUAGGUGCAAUAAUUCAACCUCCAGUGGAGCAGAUUGUGACCAUGAACCCUCAAGCAUCAAAUAUAGACUUUUUCGCAGCACCAAACCCAAGUAACAACAUUUUCUUGAGCAGUCAACCUGUAAUGAAUGCUGUCGUGAACAAUUCUAUUUUGUGCAACUCUGUGAUGAGCAACUCACUGUUGAACAACACUUUAGUCAACAAUCCGGUGAUGAGCAACGCUGUUCUGAACAAUUCUUUGAUUUCGAAUCCUCUCGUUAGCAACGGUUAUCAUACGAUGACCUCUCAGUUGGUUCAAUCAUCAAAGCCAGCAAUUGAAGCAACCAGCUACGUUAUCGUUACCACUAAUCCAAGCGUAAAAGACUGUUUUUCUGCACCCCUAUCAGUUCAGUCUGCUCAGUCGACAACAUGGGCUCCUUCCAGCAAUUGGUCUUUCAACAAGCAUACGUGCAAAACCACCAAAGAAGUCACAACUUUAUACCAUGCAAAAGGCGAGUUAAUACCCAACCAGUGCAAACCCAGUCAAGUAAAUUGUGUUAAAGUAGUCAAGAAAGAAACGACAGAAGAGAUGAUGAUCGAGACAGCCUCCGUAAAUAAUCCAUUUUAUGAAAAAAUAUCGGCUGAGCUGCCUACUGAUGAAAAUGUACCGGCAGAUGAAGUGUCUCGCUUGACCAAUUUUGUGAAAGACAUUCCUGCAAUUUUUAAUGCCCAUUCUCUCAAACCGCUGACCCCUCUGCCGAACUCUUCAAAUUCAUCUAUUCUACAUCAGCAGAAUGAAUCAUCAAAGGAUGUGGUGCUAGAACUUGGAACUAAAGUUCCUAGCAUAUCAAUAAGCAAAACAACUUGCGCUCCAAGCCCAUCUCAUCUGUGUACACUGACUGCACCGCAGACUGAAUUCAGAAUUUCAACUUCUAUUAGUAAACCUCAGGUGGCUGUAUGCAAGAGUGUCGAUGAAAAUGUUGAAACCCUUGAUCCCCCAAGCUCUCCUCCCUAUUCUGUUACGGAAGUUUUCUCUAACCAAAUUAAAAACUUCAGAACUUAUUCUGGAAAGAAACUUGCCUCCAAAUUACCAAUCAACAAUGUUCUGCAACGAACAGACGAAAAACAGAGAACAAACAAUAUCCUGCAAGCUGUCAGUAGCACAGUUACAUCAACAAGUAGCUCACCUCAAUAUGUUAAAAACGACAUCAGUUACUCCAACAGCAUCAUUCAAACUUCCCCUCUCAGCUCUGUCAAUAAUAUUAUCAACUCUGUUCUUAGUUCAAAAGCACCGUUGUCCUGCAAAAUUUCAUCCAAAGAGCAGGUUAAUUCACCUCCCAAAACUUUCCACAGCGAUUACCUAGCUGAUAGCAGGAUUUUAAAACCAGCCAACAAAAUUGAAAACUUGGAAUCCAAAAUCAAGAAUGGUCUUACCAAACAUGAAAACGCCCUCACAAAACCAAAAACUAAUUUGAAGAAUGGUAAGAAGUGCAAUAAACCUAAGGUUGUUUUUGAAAUUAACUCCGAGGAUGGUUUUUCCUACUCAACAACAAACUUAGCCGACGCAUGGCAGAAAAUCUUUGAAGCUGUUCAACAAGCGCGAGAAGCACGCAAACUUCCUCCACUCCCACAGAAUCCAUUCAAAAAUGCUGAAGCGAGUUUACGCACUCUUGGUUUAGACAACAAUGGGCUGAAGUAUUUGUUAGAGCAACUCCCUGGAGUAGGACGCUGUGCAAAGUACAAACCAACUUAUCACAAACCAAAACCAAACAUUGCACGACAAGACAGUCUUAAAGAGAACAAGUCAGGUUGUGCUCGAAGCGAACCUCUCUCCACUCGCAAGGAGAAAUAUGACAUGUUUAGUUGGCUUGCAUCAAGACAUAGGAGACCUCCAAAAUUGUUAAUCGCCUCGGAAGCUGACUUAAUUAAUGGAAACAGGCGAUCAACUAGCAUAAAUUUACCGAUGGCUAUGCGAUUUAGGCACCUGAGAGAAACAUCGAGGGAAGCCGUCGGAGUUUUUCGAUCAGACAUUCAUGGCCGAGGGUUAUUUUGUCUUAGAGAUAUAGAUGCUGGCGAAAUGGUGAUUGAAUAUGCAGGAGAGGUUAUACGAUCUGCCCUAACCGAUAAACGAGAGAACUUCUACAAUUCCAAAGGCAUUGGCUGCUACAUGUUCCGUAUUGAUGAUUAUUAUGUUGUUGAUGCCACUCUAAAAGGCAAUGCUGCAAGAUUCAUCAAUCACUCUUGCGAGCCAAAUUGCUAUUCCAGAAUAGUUGAUAUCCUUGGAAAGAAACACAUCCUUAUUUUCGCUCAGCGCCGAAUACCACAAGGAGAAGAGUUAACGUAUGAUUACAAAUUUCCCCUUGAAGAUGACAAAAUAUCAUGCCAUUGUUUAUCCAGGAAAUGUCGAAAAUAUCUUAAUUAAAAUUUUUCAGUAUAAAUGAAUGGCUUGGAAGCUUCAGAAAUUGUAAAUAAGUGCUCGCGAUGUCCAUAUAUGUAUAAUGUAUCUUGUAAAUGAAAAUUUUAUUUUUUUUAUUUUUAAACUGUAAAGAUACUGUGCAUGUUUAUAUAUGAGAAUUUUAGUAAGCAUGCAUGAUGUAUGUCAUCAAUUGUUAAAAUAUUGGCUGAAUUGCAAAACCGCCCAGCUGUUGGCACAAAAGGUUUCUUGAAUUAGAAUGUAAAUCUUUGUUGGAAUCUUCUCAGAUUUCGGUAAUCGUAAGAAUGUGAGCCAUUAAUGUUUUGCUAACCGAUAGUAAUCACUUCAUCUUUGUAAUAUUAAAGUGUAUCGAGUUUUGCUCUUUGGCCAUUGUUAUACUCAUUGUUGUAAGUUAACCUCGAUUAAUAUGGUUCUAGUCAUGAAAGCAUAAGAUUAAGUUCAGUUUAGGCAUACUUUCUGUUGAAUUAUCUUAACACUUAACACAUCACCGUGACUAUUAUUUAAAAUAAGAGAAGAAAAACUAGCUACUGAAUGAUCCACAAAAUACUUUGCUCAGUUUUAUAAAGCUUAUUUUUUGACUGAAUUUCUAUAGAAGUUAAGUACUGAGGUACGUGGGAUGUAGUUCCUCGCUCUGUGAUGAAGUUAAAUCAUUAAGCCAAGUUUUGAAUGUUUGUUGACACUUCAAAUAAUUUUUCUACAGUGAAUGAAAAUGGUCUAAAAUCGUUUCUAGGUCAAAGUAUAAAAUGAAAUAUGUAUAUUGAGGGAAGUUAAAUGGACAAGGGAGCAGUUGCCUUUUUUUUACCCAGAGCAGAAUCCAUCAUACCUUAAUUGAAAAAAUCGUUUAAAAUUUUGAUAUUAAAAUAUUGAUGUGAAAGUAAUGCAGGUAACUUGAACUUCAGAGAGAAUCUGAGAACCUCUAAAAUCCUAAAUUCUCAUAAUAUAACCUCCCAUUUACUUAAUAAGAUACUCCAAUUUUCCAACAUCUCAAUGCAAUUGUCAUCAUAUAUCAGUGUCUCAUUAUCGUUGGCAUUUGCCUCUUUUGUUCGUUCCUUUAAACGCACCGUUAAGCAUGCUUAACAGUGUUUAACUUAAGCUUUGAGUAGAUUUCUACUCCCUGACCCGACGCGUGGCUUCUCAUGGAAUUUACGCAGUGGAAGGAAGAAAUGUGUGAAGGAAAUCAAUCAGUUAUAGAAAAGAAGACAAAUCUAACAAUUUAUAAUUGAAUUAUUGUGGGUGUCCAUUUUUUGGUAAUAAUUGAAGUGUUUUUUAAUUUUUCGUGACUCUAUUUGGUAUCGUGCGAUUGGAUGUAAAUGUCAGUUGAUUUCUGUCAGUCGAACAGGAAGAAGAGUUCAAUUUUAAAAAGAAUAAAAAGUCCUCUUUUAUUAUGCAUUAUUGAAGAUAUGAUCUUACAAGGAGGGUGUAUGGAAGCAUAGGAGCCUCUCAGUUCAGGAAGUCAAAAGUGUACGUAGGGGAAGCACCUGUGAUGAAAAGAUUCUGUGUGCUGACUUAAAUUUUUUUUCUGUACGGCAUAUGUUUUUUACAUUUUACUUUCUAAAUUUAAAAAUUAAAGAAAGUGCAGUAUUAUGUAUGCAGGAAAGAUUUCCUCUCCCAAGAACAUUAACUAAAAUGUAGACAAACUAUUGUGGCUCAUGAAAUUAUCUUUGGAGCUCCUAAUCCAAUUGAGUGCUUACAUUGAAUUUUCUUAAUUUCUGGUCCUGUUUUUAAUGUUCAGCCAAUUUUUUUUGCUUGUUUGUGGGGAAUCGCUUGAACGGGGAAACCCAGAAAAACCUUGGUUCUCAUAAACUGAUCGAAUGAAUAGUUUCUGAGACUAUCAAAUCAGCUCUGGCUGUGAGUCAAUUGACCUUGCAAUUUCUUAUUUCUCUCACUGCAUUUUAGAAUCAAAAUUAAAGUUACCAGGACAUUUUGGAUGAUGGAAUAAAUUUCAAAAUUCUGUCAUCACUGUCUUUAAUAAUAAGCAACACAAAAUGCAGUGAUUUUUAAGGCAUUUGGGCAUGUGUUUUUCUCUUUAAUGCCAAGUACCGAAAAAAACCAGGUGUUCUAUACUUAAGUUAAUGUUCUUUGUAAAAUUUCACAAACAAGUGUGUAUUUUAUUGAUCUUAGUCUCAAACUUUCCCUACAAUAUACUGGGUCCCACAAUCAAAAUUGCUAAUCAGUAAAAAAAAAAUGCGUCAACAAGAUAGCCGCAAGUUCUUGCUCCGUUGCAAAUCUGGUGUGUCGGAACUGAAGCAAGUGAAUAAAGUAGGCCCUUCACAAAUUUCUCUUUAUUUCAUCCUGUCAAUCCAGGUUUUCAAGCGUUUGCAAAAUUUUUAAGGAGCUAUAUUAACUUGCGUUUCACCUCAGAUCCGAUUGGUAAGAUUCAUGCCAGGGUGAAAAGUGGGAGCUUUCUAGUUUUUCUUCAUUUUGUCAGAUUUUGUUGCAGUUUUAGCUUUGAACUCAGAUUUUUUCAAGAGAGCUUUUGAGGUUGAGAUCAAUAAAAUAAGUUAACUUUUGUCAUAUUUGUGAGAGAAGUUAGUCACCUUUUGAAAACCCCCUUGUAAGAAUUCUGUCACAUGUGAAAUCGUCCCAACUGUUCUUUAUAUCACUAUGUCAUUUGGUACGUAAUAUGCACUUAAUCAAAACCAAAAUUGUAGGCUAACUCUUAUACAUAGUGAGGCAGAGAGUCUUCUGGCUCUGUCUGAAAAUCAGCCAUCUCCUUUAUUGUAAGCUCUAUGAAUUUUGCGAGUUUAUUUUUUGUUGAAGUUUUCCUUUCAUUAUCCCAGUCCUUCACUGUUAAUAUUGAUGGAAAGGAAAGAGAAAGUCACAAGAUAUCCCUAAUUGUGCUUUGCUUCAAUAUUUUUCAAAAAUGAACAGAAAAUUCUUUGGAAAGCCAAACUUUAUUCGGCAGGUUAGAUUCUCUAAAAUCUCAUCGCAAUGGGUCAAACUUUCAUAAUUCUCUAUAUUUUCCUGUUCAUGAAGUUAUGUAGGCACUGAGCCAUAGAAUCUGAUUAAAUUUCAAAUCUCCGUCUCCCCCUCUUAUUUUUUAUUUGUCCUUCAUUUUUAGUAGUGACCGUACCUUUAUUCUCUUACAAUUUUUAUUUUCUCUACUGAUCCAACCUGUGCUUUAUUCCGUUCUUUUAUUUCUCAUUGGUUACGAUGUUCUUUGAAACUGUGAUCACUUAGUUAGUGUGAGAAGUAGGAAACUUACUUUGGAUUAUCUCUAAAUAUUUUUUCAAAGGAUUUCCUCCUUAAAGAUAGAUCAGCGUAAGCAUCCCAAAUAUCUGCUAUACUAUCAUCUUCACCGUAGUAAAUAUUUUGAGUCAAGGACAGUUCUAAGGACUUCUUAAGGUCCUAUUUGUAUCAAAGCUUCCCUCCUCACCUCAUGUAUCUGCUGCUGUUAUAAUUGUUUGAGCACUGCUACGGCCAAGUGUUUUACUAUUUAUUUGACGUCACUGAUCAUAGCUUUCACUGAUAUUGUGAUUUUUAUUUUUUAACUUGUAUACAUAUUUUACUGUCCCUUUUCGUGUAAGUAUUUCAUAAACUAAGAGGGAAAACAAAUAAGAGGAAAAAAGUAAAAUGUAAAUAACUUGUUUAUCUGAAAAAUUUAUCCAAUUUAAUAAGGAAAUUUUUGCAAUGAAUGUGAUCGAAUUUACCUUUCUAAGUGAAAUGAAACUGUUUCUGAUCAUAGAAACGAAAAUAUUCUACAAGAACUCACGGCAGAUUACUGUUAUUGGCUUCUUUCUGGUCAAUGUUUACGCUCUUUAUGUUUCGUAUUUAUGUACCUCGCACUUGAGCUCACAAUUGGUAGUUCAAUGUUUAUGCUUGCCUGCAAGGUAUAUCAUAAGCGAACUUCAAUAAAAUGAAUUUCAUUUUAGGUUCACACAGAUCGGCAAGUUCUAUUGAAAAUUCUACUGCAAAAAUUUGCUUUGUAUCUUUGAAACUGACUCGAAAGAGAUUUUACAGGAAAGUGGUCUCACCUUCUUUCAUUUUCAGAAAUUGUGUCUCCUCUUUUGGCUUGCGCUGAAAUUUUGUUUCCAACUCUCUCAUUAUCUGACUCUCCCUUGAAUCCUUGAGGAAAACAGGAAAGAAAGUAAUGGCUUGCUCAUUGAUUAUCCUACCCGUAGAAUUAAGGAUCUUUCAAGUAAAAUGCGAGUGAGGAACAAGAUUUCAGCGCCCACAAUUGGCUCUCCAUUGAAGAACAAUUUUCCAUGUAAGUCUUUUUCAGGAAAGGAAGGUUUUUGCCGUGCGUUUUUGCUUUCAACCAUGCACAAAGGUCUAAAGUUUGUAACCAAAGUUAAUUCAAGCUAUUAUGUUGUUGUGUUUGAAAUUUAAAAUUAUAUUUCACAAAAUGUUA
This is a messenger RNA of Bemisia tabaci, 12908 nucleotides long. RefSeq names its product histone lysine N-methyltransferase trithorax (gene trx). Gene Ontology annotation, biological process: positive regulation of DNA-templated transcription. Gene Ontology annotation, molecular function: DNA-binding transcription factor activity; sequence-specific DNA binding; protein binding. NCBI's taxonomy places the organism in Eukaryota, Metazoa, Arthropoda, Insecta, Hemiptera, Aleyrodidae. The record is from RefSeq and is a predicted model, not a curated record. Gene Ontology annotation, cellular component: histone methyltransferase complex; nucleus.